Messenger RNA from Mus pahari (shrew mouse), 1683 nucleotides. Its product is annotated as acylcarnitine hydrolase-like. The record is from RefSeq and is a predicted model, not a curated record. The coding region runs from base 1 to 1683 and encodes 560 amino acids. Gene Ontology annotation, cellular component: intracellular membrane-bounded organelle. NCBI's taxonomy places the organism in Eukaryota, Metazoa, Chordata, Mammalia, Rodentia, Muridae. The transcript is spliced from 12 exons. Gene Ontology annotation, molecular function: carboxylic ester hydrolase activity.
AUGCCACGGAACCCACUGCACAGCUGGCUGCAUGCUGUGCUCUUUGGACUCCUGCUUCAUCUCGUCCAUGUGCAGGGUCACGACUCACCAGAGGCCAGCCCCAUCAGAAACACACACACUGGCCAGGUCCAAGGCAGGCUCAUCCACUUGAAGGACACCAAAGCUGGUCUCUACAUCUUCCUGGGAAUCCCCUUUGCCAAGCCUCCUGUAGGACCCUUGCGCUUUGCACCUCCUGAGGCCCCUGAGCCAUGGAGUGGUGUGAGAGAUGGGACCUCACAGCCAGCCAUUUGUCCACAAAAUGUCACAAUGAAUAUGGAGGGCAUGAAGGAGUUGAAACUGACCCUGCCGCCUGUUUCUAUGUCUGAGGACUGCCUGUAUCUCAACAUCUACACACCAGCCCACGCCCAGGAGGGCUCUAACCUGCCUGUGAUGGUGUGGAUCCACGGUGGUGCACUCACUGUAGGCAUGGCUUCCAUGUAUGAUGGAUCCGUGCUGGCAGCCACUGAGGAUGUGGUGGUGGUCACUAUCCAGUACCGCCUGGGUGUCCUGGGAUUCUUCAGCACUGGAGAUGAGCAUGCCAGAGGAAACUGGGGAUUCCUGGACCAAGUGGCUGCCCUUCGCUGGGUCCAGCAGAACAUCGCCCACUUUGGUGGCAACCCUGACCGGGUCACUAUUUUUGGCGAGUCAGCAGGAGGCAUAAGCGUGUCUUCACAUGUUGUGUCCCCCAUGUCCAAAGGACUCUUUCACAGAGCCAUCAUGGAGAGUGGAGUUUCUCUGUUGCCUGGAACCAUAUUUAGCUUCUCUGAGGUGGUUUACCAAAUGGUGGCCAAGCUCUCUGGAUGUGAGGCCACGGAUUCACAGGCCCUGGUGCACUGUCUGAGAGGCAAGAGUGAAGAGGAGAUUCUGGUCAUUAGCAAGAACUUCCAGAUGAUCCCUGGUGUGGUGGAUGGAGAGUUCCUACCCAAGCAUCCUCAGGAGCUGCUGGCCUCUAAGGAUUUUCACCCUGUCCCCAGCAUCAUUGGUUUCAACAAUGAUGAGUACGGUUGGAUCGUCCCCAAAGUCAUAGGCUCUGCUCAGACAAUAAGCGGAAUAACCAGAGAGAACCUGCAGGCUGUCUUGAAGGAUACAGCACCACAAAUGAUGUUGCCUCCUGAGUGUAGUGAUCUGUUGAUGGACGAGUACAUGGAGGACAUUGAGGACCCCAAGACUCUCCAAGCACAGUUCACCGAGAUGAUGGAAGACUUCAUGUUUGUGAUCCCUUCUCUCCGAGUAGCAUAUUUUCAGCGUUCCCAUGCUCCUGUCUACUUCUAUGAAUUCCAACAUCAAUCCAGCUUCCUCAAGGAUGUCAGGCCACCCCACGUGAAGGCUGACCAUGGAGAUGAAGUUCCUUUUGUUUUUGGUUCCUUCUUCUGGGGCAUGAAACUUAACCUCACUGAAGAGGAAAAGCUGCUAAACAGGAGGAUGAUGAAGUACUGGGCCAACUUUGCAAGACAUGGGAACCCCAACAGUGAGAGUCUACCCUAUUGGCCCGUGUUUGACCAUGAUGAACAGUAUCUACAGCUGAACAUCCAGCCUGCUGUGGGACAAUUCCAGAAGGCCAGAAGGCUGCAGUUCUGGACCAAGACACUGCCCUGGAAGAUUGAGGAGUUAAAGAGAUCUCAAAACAUGCACAAAGAGCUAUAG